AUGCGCGAGCUAGUCUUUAGGGCGAGGCAGCUUUACAAAGAGCUGUCUGUGCUCGGCCGAUCUUAUCCUGAUCCUAACUAUCGCUUCCACGAGAAGCUCCGACGUUGUUUUGCGCCUCAGGCAGGUCAGCGCGAUGAGGAGCAGCUCAAGUCUGCGAUAGCCAAAGCCGAGUUCAUCAAGAAAGAGAUUGAAACACUAUACUUUUUGAAGAAGUAUCGAGCAAUGAGACGAGCAUAUCCGAAGCUCGAAGAGUGA
This is a messenger RNA of Mixia osmundae IAM 14324, 255 nucleotides long. RefSeq lists its product as uncharacterized. The coding region runs from base 1 to 255 and encodes 84 amino acids. The record is from RefSeq and is a predicted model, not a curated record. Gene Ontology annotation, biological process: respiratory electron transport chain. Gene Ontology annotation, cellular component: mitochondrion. Lineage: Eukaryota; Fungi; Basidiomycota; Mixiomycetes; Mixiales; Mixiaceae. The transcript has 3 exons.